This is a messenger RNA of Hyalella azteca, 2802 nucleotides long. RefSeq names its product GPI transamidase component PIG-T (gene PIG-T). The coding region runs from base 45 to 1952 and encodes 635 amino acids. The record is from RefSeq and is a predicted model, not a curated record. NCBI's taxonomy places the organism in Eukaryota, Metazoa, Arthropoda, Malacostraca, Amphipoda, Hyalellidae. Gene Ontology annotation, cellular component: GPI-anchor transamidase complex. Gene Ontology annotation, biological process: attachment of GPI anchor to protein. The transcript has 12 exons.
GUCAACACAAGAAUGCAGUGUGAUAAGUGCUUUUCGAUAAAUCAAUGUUGAUAUCCAUCAAUAAUAUGGCCGUAGUGCUUAGGCUUACUGCAUUAUUGAUAUUGUUAGUUUCAUUUUCUAGUUUUGCAUAUUCUACAUCGAAUAAUAAUGCCGCCAUUGAUUCAAAAUGUUCAAAAGAAACACAGACAGAUGAAAGUAGCUUUUCGGAGGAGCUUCUAGUGCGACCUCUGCCCUCUGGACACGUGCAUUCUCACUUUGAAUUCACAACAAAAUGGAGUAAUCCUUCAAUAAAGUCUUCUCUAGAGAGCUAUCAUGAUCUAAAGUUGAGUCAUUACGAUCUGUUUCCCCGAGCCCUGGGUGAAGUUGUGGAGAAGUACCAUGUGCGAGAGCUUCACUUGACGUUGACACAAGGAUUGUGGCGUCAUCACAAGUGGGGAUACCCAGUGGCUGAUGCUCCUCCUGGUGCCACACUCUGGGUUUGGUUUAAUCCAGCCCCAAAAAAUGUGCUGGACGAUGCCUGGCGGGACUUGGUGAAUGCCCUGAGUGGGCUCUUCUGUGCCUCACUGAACUUUAUUGAUGGCAGCAACACAGCCUCCCCUGAACUCAGCUACAGGCCUUCUGGCCUAGCCCAGCCUUGGUAUGCUUCAAAUUCUUCCUAUUUGCGUGUUGCUGCUUUGGCUCGUGAGAAUGUUUGUACAGAGAACCUCACGCCAUGGAAGAAGCUCCUGCCCUGCGACACAAAGGCUGGUCUGGCAAGUGUGCUGUACCCUAGCCCUCUCUACUCAGCUCACUACCACUCCCUGGGCGUGCACCUCAGGCCGUCCUGUCAGGAUCCUGGCGCAUGCACGAGGCCGCAGCUGGAGCUGGUGCUGUCAGUGUCGCUGGUGCAGCAGCGGCUGCAGGAGGGACGGCAGGACUUCACCCUGCGGGGGCUCUACUCGUCCCCCAUCUUCUCCGUGUGUCCUAUGGCAUACAAGUCCAUGCUUUAUGUCGACGUCACUGGAAAUGAGGACGGCCGCACGUUCAGCCUCAGUCCCCCACCGUCAGAAGUGGUGACCCGCGGUGCAGGGCUCGGCUCUGCCAGCCACCGCGUCUUCGCCGUCUACGACCUGCAGGAGACGCUCAGCAGCAGCCGUGACGCACUCAACGUCGCCGCGCGAUACGCUAAACGCCACACAUACGCACACGUGUCUGGUCCUCCUCUCGUGGCCACGCGCUACAUCGCUGGCUACGGGCAGGAGGGCGGCAGCAUCAGGGUGGUGCUGAGCAACAGCGGCUCUGAGGACCUCUCUGUGGUGUACCUGGAGCUGCUGCCCUGGUACCUGCGCCUGUACCUGCACACGGCGCACGAGACCGGCCAGGGUGAGCGGUAUCUAAGUCAGUUUGUGGGAGCUCGAGACCGGGAGCAGGGAUGGGUGUAUGAGGCGGUGGUGCGGGUGCCCGCUAGAGGCAGCACGGAGCUCUCGCUGCCCUUCACGCGCGCGCUGCUCAAGUGGCUCGAGUAUCCCCCGGACGCGAACCACGGCUUCUACUUGCCCGCCGCCACCGUGUCUGCUGUCCUGCCCACCGCUAGAAACAUAACUGCUGCCACAGCUGCCGACACUGGAUCCCUGCUUGACAAACUGUCGGUGAGGGAAGGAGAGCAGCUCGUGCGACUGUACACGGAGACGUUGCUGGUGACGUUACCUACGCCGGACUUUUCGAUGCCUUACAACGUCAUCUGUCUCGCCUGUACCGUCGUCGCCCUCGCCUUCGGCCCCAUUCACAACAUCACCACCAAGCGACUGGUGCUGAAAAAAAUUCAACCGAGCGAGAGUUUCGCAUCGACGGUUUCGGGGAAAGUGAGAAGACUCUUCGGUUUUAAAGUCGAUGUUGGAGCUGAAGCGGACGAAGGUGCGGCUAAAACAGAUACCUGUGCAGCUGGGACAGAUGCUGCACCUGUUGCUACUUGAGAGAAAAAAUCGACAUGUGACGAUGAUGUCGACUCCUGCAGCGACGGGGCCAGACUGCGCCAGGAAUCCAUCGUCUGUGUCGAGAGGCAAGGAGGCGAUCCAGCACAGCCCCUACUUCAUGAUCUCAAAAUCCUGGGCGUUGUGUGCUUAUUUCGUCAUUAUAGAAUAAAUAGAGUAAGUUUGCUACUAAGCUCAAACGCCUGAUUUCUCCCUCUUUAUGCUUCAUGCAUGGGAAACUUGGUCUGUAAAUGUAUUUGAAUGUAGGUAACGACUGUCGAAUUAAGUUUGUUUCCCUUGCUUGCUGUGUGUCCGAUCUUGCUACGUUCACGAUUUCAGCUGAAACAAAUGGUAAUGAAGCGUAAUUUGUGUUACUAAAGAGGUAUUUACAUGUAGAAGCUUACCGCUAAAAACUCUUCGUUUGUCUAUAUUUUUCCGCGCUCCCGACAGCGCGUUUCAUUUUCAGACCUCACGGGCAGGCGAACAUCAAACUCGCGAACGUGUGCCCAUGAGCCUCAAAGUUGAUGCUGAAUAGAGGAGGAAUAAUAAUGAAAGUCAUUGUUAGUACUACAAUUGAAUAAAGACGCACGUAUGUUAGCUCAAUAUUAUCAACGAGCGUGCCUUGUUUGAUGUGGUGUCCUAAAAAUGGCAAAGUCACCGCCGGUUUUGUCAGGGAUGAUCUUGAGAAUUUGUCUCGUUCACUGGUGAUUAUCCAAUAUUUUUUUGUGGUGGAUUACACGUUUGCAACAUUUCACGAUACAGGAUUGAAUGUUAUGUUAUUCUGCUCGGUGUGUUGACGUACUUUGUUACAUUCUGUGGGUGCGUGGCGAGAUGUAAUAAAUUCAUGUGAUUA